Messenger RNA from Cyclospora cayetanensis, 2601 nucleotides. RefSeq lists its product as uncharacterized. The transcript is spliced from 3 exons. NCBI's taxonomy places the organism in Eukaryota, Apicomplexa, Conoidasida, Eucoccidiorida, Eimeriidae. Bases 1 to 2601 code for a protein of 866 amino acids. The record is from RefSeq and is a predicted model, not a curated record.
AUGGCGUGCCUCAGUUGUUGCAAGGGAAGUGCCUCCAAAGCCAAGUCCCUUGAUGCUUCUGCUACUGAUAAGAAAGGGGAGGAGCAGCGGUACCAGCAUGACACCACUGCUGCACCUAAGCAUGGCGCAACUGCGGGAGAUACCUUGACUUUUGCUGGGGGUGACCAGUCGCCUGAGGCAGCGCAGAUUAACGGAGCCACACAAAGUGCAGCAGUAACUACCACAGACAAGAAUGAAUGGAAUAGGCAACAGCUUCAAGAACAGGUGCAGCAGCAUCAGAUUCCGAUGCUGCAACAGACGCAACAAGGAGAAGUGCUGCAAGAGCAGCAACAACAGCAGGAAGCUGCUACGAACGCAGCAGCAGAUGAUGACAAUACAGAGUUCCAUUCAGCGGUAGAGGCCCCCUCCCCUCCCCAAAUAAGUAUCACCCCUAUCGCUGCAGGCGAGCAGCACAUGCGCCAGCAGCAGCAAAUGGAAGCAGCGAAGGACCUUCCUACGCGAUCCCAUAGUCCUGUUUCUGCUGAAUCGUCGCCACCUGCUGCUGCAGCCACUGCCCGAGCAUCAGAAGCACCACAGUCAGAGGCACCAGUUUCAGCGUCAGCAAACGCACAAGGGGAAGGACUGUCGGCUACGCUUUCUCGUAUAAUGCAGCAAAGCCUCGAAGACCCUGGAGGAGUCUGGAAGCGACUCGUCACCUGUCUUACCCCCGGAGGGUCUUCCGCUGCCACCGAUCAGGCGGUACCGACUUCGCAAACGCCGGAAGCAGCAGAAACAGUAGAACCAGGGGACGCUACUUUACUCCCACGCACCCCUCGUGCUGGGCGAACAGAAAACGCCUCAGGAGAGCACACCGACAAUGUUGAUGGCGUUUCACCCGUCCCCGGAGAAACAGAAACAGUUCCUUCAUCGAACAAGUGCUCAGAUGAAUCGUCGUUUAAAGGAGAUCACGUCCCGGAUUCCGCCGAAGCAGCCAUUUUGCUGAAGCAGGAGGAACGUGCAGAAGCCGUGGAGUUCAGCACCGGAGACCCUACAGCUGACGGUGCAAUCGCGGAAGCAGCAAUAGUGGCAGCGGUAGCUGAGGGCCAGAGCAGCACCAGUGUCAGCAAGCUGCGGUCGCGGGCGCAGAGCACGAAGAUGAGUCUGGAACAGGUUCUUGCAAAGAAGUGGAAACAACUGAUGUUUUACGUUGAAGAGGAGUUGUUGUUUAAGGCGUACCAGUACUUGCUUAAUGUGGAGCAGCAAGUGGAGCAACGGCAGCUGCUGCUGCAACAGAACCAAAUGGAUGAACAGCAGCUGUUGACCGCGUUUCAGGAUCAGUUGAAUGGGGACCAACGUAUCGUAAACCUCAGGGCUAAAAUUGCUAUCGCCCUGACAAUGCUCGAUCAGUUUCACUUGGGGCAACUGCGGGCUAUUUGCGAGGACCCAAGGCUAUCCUUCACGGACUCCAUAGGCGCCCUUAUGCAGCAUUCAAUCUCUUGGGGGGGUUCCGCUUCUGCGGUCGGAGCUUCGCCACCUCUUCAAAUCACGCAGCACCGAGAUCCCUCGAAGACUGCUGGCCCCCACGGGGGUCCUCAAGGGAGCUCACAUGCCGGCCCGCAGGGAAGCCCACAAGCAGGCACACAGGGGGGGUCGCUCAUGGGCGCUCAUGGAUUAGUCCCUGAGAGCAGUGCUCCCGCCGCCGGCGACAGCUUCAGGAGCAAUAACAGUGCAACUGACGGCGGGGCCCUGCCGGAGAGGAAGGUCAGUGCUACCAAGAUUAAGAUGGGUUUGCGAAGUAUGGGUAGGAAAAUGUCGCUCACAAGGCGCACAAGUUUGAACAGCAGACGGUCUAGCACGAAGAAAAUCCUUACGCUCAAACAUAGCUCCGAUGAGGAGGGAUGGAUCAGAGAAAAGGGAAAGUAUUUGGAUCUUUCCUACCGCGUUGAAAAGGACACCUCUGUCUCUAUAAAGGUUCGCGGGAAGCUGCCUUGCCGUCUUUUUCAGGUGCUAUCUAUCUUAAAUGAAUCAGACUUGGCAGGCAACUGGGCGCCUAUGUUCAAGUCGGCAGAGAAAGUGCACACAUACAGCAGGGCAUCGCAGCUCAUCAGACAAGUCUUUGACUAUCCUUUGUUAGGGGCCAAAGAGACGAUUAUGUAUUCAUUCGGAGCCAAUGCGCUGGAGGAGUGUGGAGCCGUCAUCAUUUUCUGCCGAUCCCCUCCGGAGGGGGCUACUGAAUUUAUGGGAAAGCCCAUCCCUAAGAAAGGGAAGGUCACCCGCAUCCAGAGCGCAAAUCUUGUGUUUUUGCUCUACCCAAUCUCAGAAGGGAAGCAGACCACUCUGGAGCUCUACGGUAACUUCUUUCACGGGUUGCGCUACGUCCCGAUGCGCAUCAUCACAUACGUAGUGAAGAAAGUGGUCAGGGGCAUGUUUGUCUCCAUAGCCAAGCAGUGCCAACACUUUGCUACCUCCCUUUACAAAGAGAGAGUGGAGGCCAAUCCAGACUUCUACUGCUGGAUGAGGGACUGUAUCGAGGACUUUGUUGCGGGGGAAACAGCGCACCACUUCAAGCAGCUUGAAUCCAUUUCUCUAUGCUCAUUCAACUACGAGGAGUUCCAGGACUAA